This is a messenger RNA of Bradysia coprophila, 900 nucleotides long. RefSeq lists its product as uncharacterized. NCBI's taxonomy places the organism in Eukaryota, Metazoa, Arthropoda, Insecta, Diptera, Sciaridae. The record is from RefSeq and is a predicted model, not a curated record.
AUGAAAGACACGUUAAGAGAUGAGUGUGAUGAUGCAGCCGAUUGUGUGAAAAAUUGCUGCGUUAGCACCGUCAUUGCUCCCAUAUUUUUCGUAAUUUUUGUGCUAAUGGCACAAUUUGUACUCGUUAAUGUUGUGGUGGCUGUAUUAAUGAAGCACCUGGAAGAGAGCCACAAACAAAUGGAAGAUGAAAUGGAUAUGGACACUGAAUUGGCGCGUGAAUUCCAACAGGAACAAGAGUUCGAAGAAGAGCAAGCUCUGUGCAUGCAAUUGCAAGAGGAAGAGAAUUUGUUCCAGAAACGUCCACUAGCCAAUCCAAUCUCUUCGCCUAAUUUUAUAUAUAGUACGCCAAUAUUUGAAAAUAAAUUCAAUGCACAACGUCGUCAAACCAUGCACUAUUUUAAUCAAACACUUCGCCAGUCAACCGACCGUACUCACAUAUUCGAUGAGAAGAAUAUUUUGGAGACCGUCGAAAAUAAUAUCAAUCGAGAAAGUGAACGAUCGCGAAAGAGUUCAAAAGGAAGUGGUGAAUUGAAAAAAGAAAUCAACCUACGACGAGCUGGACUGAGUAAAAGGCUAACCAAGGAAAUGUCAUUGGACGAAGAUGCUGGCCGUCGGAAAAGUCGCAGUGAAAUGAAACGGAUGAGUUGUGACAAUUUGCCGUGGAAAAUGGAAAAGAAUUGCGGCAAAUCGAAAUUCAUCGAGUUGUCGCGCGAAGACGAAAACAAAGACGAUUCAAUGGCUGACAUGAUAAUGAGAUCGCUUGACGACAACAAAAUUGGUCAGACCAAAGAGACUUCAGAUGGGAACAAAGAUUCCAGGGAUAAUACAGGAAAUAAAUUAUUUUAUCGGUUCCAAAGCUACAGCCGGCACGAAAUCGAUCGGCUCGACCAAAAUACUUGA